Dimorphilus gyrociliatus is the source of this 786-nucleotide messenger RNA. The record is from the annotation of a GenBank genome assembly. Lineage: Eukaryota; Metazoa; Annelida; Polychaeta; Dinophilidae.
GCCGCCAUAUUGAUGACGAAACAGACGUAUGACGAAAGAUUGAGCUUAGGAAUUCUAGACUUUUUAACCUUUUCUCCGUAGUUUAUUGCAGCUAUUUCUGAGGUAACUUAAGUCAUUUUUUUCUGUUGAAUCAAUUGAUAUUAAUGAAAGUUUUAAAAAAUAAUUUCUUAUAUCGAUUUCGGCGAAUGUUUCCCGCGUAUGCUAAGUAGGUCAAAAAUAUGGCGAUGCUUUACCUGAUUUUGGCAGCAAAAAUGUCCUUAAUGUAUAAUCUAAUCCAAUAAAAUUGUUAAUUUAAACUUUUUCGGCUUGAUAUCGAAGUGAAGAGAGUAAAGUCUGUCGAUUGCAGUGAUCUGAUCGUAAAAUAUAUAUAUUGCGCAACAUUUUGAAAAGCAGAGAUGUCGCAAUAAUGUUAUUUCACUUUUUAUUUCGUAGAAAGAUCGUAACUUCAUCACUAUUUAUAUGGCACCAAUGAAGAAAGCGGCAGCUGGAUUAGCCUCUCCGGAUAAAGAGAGCAACGAAUACAAAAUGAAAAGAGAGCGAAACAACAUAGCAGUAAGAAAGAGUCGAAUGAAAAGUCGAAUGAAACAGAAAGAAACUAAUCUUCGUGUUGAAGAAUUAAAGAAAGAAAAUGAAGAAUUGGAAGAGAGAAUUAAAUUAUUAUCUAAAGAACUUGGAGUUCUAAAGGAUUUAUUUUUGGCCUACGCAGGAAAUAAUGUUUCAGCGGUUGAUGAAGCUAAAAAUAUUGUUAGGAACGAUCAUGAAUAUUCGGCUCCGGUCAAACGUUAA